AUGUCAGGAAAAAUUGUCCGUUUGAACAAGAGUUUGUACGGUUUGAAGCAAGCAUCUAGAACAUUUUACAAGAGGCUCGUGUCGGACCUGCUUCGGAUAGGUUUCGAGCAGUCUCUGUCUGAUCCCUGUGUCCUGCGUUUCAUGAUGGGAGACGAGGUGAUGGGUAUAAUCGCGAUUCAUGUGGAUGACAUUCUGUAUGCAGGAACGAAGAGGCUUGCCGAGGUGAUUGCAGAGGCACUAGGUGACUCUCUUCCUACGAAGAAUUUGGGAGAAGUCAGAUUCUUUCUUGGUUGCGCAUUUAGUCGCGACCGCGAGGCUGGCACGAUUGAGAUUUCUCAAGAGAGUUACAUCUGGAGUGUUCUAGAGAGAUUCAAUAUUUGUCGCACCAGCUCGAUCCCCGCUUCCCCUGCCAACGAUAGCAGGUCCGUGAUGGAGGAUGAGGAGGCAGGAGAUGUGCCGUUCAGGGAAGUGGUGGGAUGCCUGAUGUGGAUCGCCAACAAUACGAGGCCAGAAACUUCGAACGCUGUGCGGACGGUGGCGAGACACUCUCACGAGCCCAAGAAGAGUGACUGGAAGGCAGCCCAGAAGAUUUUGAGUUAUCUUAAGGAAACGGCACAUCUAACUCUGAAGUACAAGCAAGACACUACGGUAGACGUAGGCACAUAAGUGUACGUAGACGCUGACUUUGCCAGCAAGGCCACUGA
Messenger RNA from Ectocarpus sp. CCAP 1310/34, 704 nucleotides. The record is from the annotation of a GenBank genome assembly. NCBI's taxonomy places the organism in Eukaryota, Phaeophyceae, Ectocarpales, Ectocarpaceae.